AUGAGUGCCUUAAAGAAGUUUAAUUUAAGCAACCACUACAACUACUGCAAAAACCACAACUGCUACUGCUCCAUCUACAACAACUACUGCAUCAACUACAACAACCGCUCUAUCCACAACAACUACUGCUCCAACCACAACAACUACUGCAGCAAAACUACUGCAGCAACUAGUACAACUACUGCUGCAACCACAGCUAAUACUGCAGCAACCAGUUCAACUAUUGCUCCAACAACAACUACAACUGCUCUAACCACAACUACAACUGCUCCAACCACAACAACUACUGCCCAAACUACAACUACUGCUCCAACCACAACAACCGCACCAACCACUACAACUACUGCUCCAACCACAACAACCACUACAACUACUGCCCCAACCACAACUGCUCCAACCACAACAACUACUGCUCCAACCAGUACAACUACUGCCCCAACCACAACUAAAACUGCUCCAACCAGAACAACUACUACUCCAACUAUAACAACUACUGCAGCAACCACUACAACUACUGCUGCAACCACAACAACUACUGCAGCAACCACUACAACUACUGCUGCAACCACAACUACUAGUGCUCCAACUACAACUACUACUGCACCACCUACUACUACUACUAUUACUACAGCCCCAACUACAACAAAUACUGCUCCAACCACAACAACUACUGCAGCAACCAGUACAACUACUGCUGCAACCACAACUACUACUGCUCCAACCACUACAACUAAUGCCCAAACUACAACUACUGCUCCAACCACAACAACCGCACCAACCACUACAACUACUGCUCCAACCACAACAACUACUGCUCCAACCAGUACAACUACUGCCCCAACCACAACUAAAACUGCUCCAACCACAACAACUACUACUCCAACCAUAACAACUACUGCAGCAACCACAACAACUACUGCUGCAACCAGAACUACUACUGCAGCAACCACAACUACUAGUGCUCCAACUACAACUACUGCACCAACCACUACUACUGCCCCAACUACAACAACUACUACAACUACUCCUGCUCCAACCACAACGACUGCACCAAGCACUUCUACUGUCCCAACAACUUCAACUGUACCAAUCACUACAACUACUGCUGCAACAACAACUACUACACCAACCACUAGUACUACUGCUCCAACCACAACUACUGCACCAACCACUACAACUACUGCUCAAACCACAACUGCUACUGUUCCAACUACAACAACUACUACAUCAACUACCACAACUACUUCUCCAACUACAACAACUACUUACAACAACUGCUGCAACCACAACUACUACUGCAGCAAGAACUACAACGACUGGACCAACCACUACGACUGCUCCAACCACAGCUAUAGCUCCUCCAACCACAACUUCUGCUUCUUCAACCACAACGACUGCACCAAGCACUACUACCACUGUCCCAACUACAAUUACAACUUCCUCAACCACAACAACUAA
Solea solea (common sole) is the source of this 1458-nucleotide messenger RNA. Its product is annotated as mucin-5AC-like. The transcript is spliced from 5 exons. The record is from RefSeq and is a predicted model, not a curated record. NCBI's taxonomy places the organism in Eukaryota, Metazoa, Chordata, Actinopteri, Pleuronectiformes, Soleidae. Bases 1 to 1458 code for a protein of 485 amino acids.